UCCUGGUAAACAGCUGUGGUGUCUACAUUUCUUUUUAACCUGAUUACAUAUGGUGAAGGUGUUCUGCGGGUUGACGUUACUGUCAGGUGCAAAGGGAAGCAGGAACUGUUCGGCCAGGUGCGCCGGGCCCCUCCUCCCAAAACCACGCCCCUCCUCCGUGCAGGUUGACCUGAGCGUGAAGCGCCUCACCUGGCUCACCUUACAGCCGCGUUGUGACUCCGUCCCGCGCAACAAAAAGUAAACCCGAGCGACACGAACAUGGAGCCAGGACCCCGGGGUCUGGGUCGCUGCAGGUGCUGCUUCUGGCUCGCGGUAGCCUUUGACACCGUGGGGCUGCUCGUGCUUCUCCUCGGGGUGUUCGUUAACGUGUUUUUCUACGACUUGCUCAUCUACGCAGGCGCCAUCGUUAUCUUCCUCAGCCUCAUCUGGUGGGUGUUCUGGUACUCCGGGAACAUCGAGGUGCCCCCAGCGGAGCUGGAGGAUGAUGUGGGGCUGCUGAAGAAGAACAAGGACGGGCUGAGAGGCAUCGGCGGCGCCGUGAGGCGCCUCUCCAGCCGGGUGUCCACCGGCAUCAGGAACUCCUUCCGCAGGAACGGCGCACCCUCCGGUCGCGCGCAGAAGUCAGCGCCGGGUCCCCCACAGACAAGGCAGGUGACCGUUGCCAUGGCAACGAUGGCCCCGGACAUUUCAGUUUCCCCAGAGGCAGACUGCGAGGUAGAGAUGCCUCACAUAACCACAUAACAGGCGGACAGGACCGGACUGGUUGCAGCAUUCGGCUGAGGUCCACCGGGCGCAUGCUCCACCUUCGGCUGACUCAGAUUACUGCUACAACAUGUUGUAUGUUGGUAUCAUGUGUCUGUGCGGGAAGUGAGAGCAGAUUGUAUUUCUUCUGAACGUUUACUUUCAUUCUGCUGUCUGCAUGGAUCUCGUCAGUUUGAGAUCAGUGUGUGAAGCUCCGGCUCAGGUGGACCAGUUUUAGAUGUGAAAAUAAACAUGAAUUAAUAAUAAGAGAUAUUACUGUGUACAAAUAAUACUGAUUUUACUGUGAGGUUGUUUUUGUCUAAACUUAACAGCUUGGAUAUCAUGUGCAGCGUCCUGGGUGGAUGACAUUUUAUUUCAAACAAUGAAUGAACAACGUAAUUUAAUUGAAGACAGAUGUUUUUUAUAUUUGGCUUUUUUCUGAUCAUAUUAUGCUGAAUAAGCCUGUUUGUAUGAUUGAGCUUCGUGUGAUAAAAUGUGAUUCAUUGUUAAGACUCUGAUGAAACAGGUGUUGAUCUAAAUGUCAUUCCUGAUUAAAUUAUUAUUAAUGAAA
This is a messenger RNA of Melanotaenia boesemani (Boeseman's rainbowfish), 1312 nucleotides long. Its product is annotated as transmembrane protein 238-like. The record is from RefSeq and is a predicted model, not a curated record. The transcript is spliced from 2 exons. Bases 259 to 741 code for a protein of 160 amino acids. NCBI's taxonomy places the organism in Eukaryota, Metazoa, Chordata, Actinopteri, Atheriniformes, Melanotaeniidae.